CGGCGGAGGCGUUCGCUCUACGGGGCUUGGGCAGCGGCGAGAGGCGGCGCUGCUGCCGCCGCCGCGCGAAGCCCGCCCGCCCCGACACAAAGGCGAGGGCGGGAGCGCGGCGGCUGCGGCUCCCGCUCCCCCGCCCGCAUGGCGGCAGCGCCGCGGGCGCACCCGGCGCCGGUCGCACGGAGCUAGGCCGGCGCGGCCCUCCCGCGCCUCAACAUGGGGCCCCGCCGCCCGCUCCGGCCCGCGUUGCUGCCGCCGCUGCUGCUGCUCGCGGCGCUGGGCGGCGGCGCCGCGCUGCCCCCGGGCUGCAAGUACGACGGUCGCCCCAGGAGCGGCGGCAGAGCGGCGGGCGGCCCCGUGGACGGCAAGGUGGUGUGCAGCAAUCUGGAGCUCGAUCGGGUCUUGCCUCCCGAGGCGCUGCCCAACAGGACGGUCACCCUGAUUCUGAGUAACAAUAAAAUAACAGAGUUGAAGAAUGGUUCCUUUUCAGGAUUAAACCUUCUUGAAAGAUUGGACCUUAAGAACAAUCUUAUUAGUACUAUAGAUCCAGGAGCUUUUCUGGGACUUUCAUCUCUGAAGAGACUGGACUUGACUAAUAACAGAAUAGGCUGCCUGAACGCAGAUAUUUUUAGAGGACUUGCAAAUCUUAUUAGAUUGAAUCUUUCUGGAAAUCUGUUUUCUACACUUACACAGGGAACAUUUGAUCAUCUUGGUUCACUAAAGUCUCUAGAAUUUCAAACUGAUUAUCUUCUUUGUGAUUGCAACAUACUGUGGAUGCAUCAGUGGUUAAAAGAAAGAAAUAUAACUGUACGUGAAACUAAAUGUGUCUAUCCCAAGUCACUUCAGUCACAGACAGUGACUGGUGUAAAGCAAGAGCUUCUGACCUGUGAACCACCACUUGAAUUACCAUCUUUUUAUAUGACUCCAUCUCACCGCCAGGUUGUCUUUGAAGGAGAUAGUCUACCCUUCCAAUGUAUGGCUUCCUAUAUUGAUCAAGACAUGCAAGUCUUGUGGUAUCAGGAUGGAAAGAUAGUGGAAACUGAUGAGUCUCAGGGUAUUUUUGUUGAAAAAAACAUGAUUCAUAACUGCUCACUGAUUGCAAGUGCACUGACAAUCUCAAACAUCCAGGCUGGCUCCACAGGAAACUGGGGCUGCCAUGUGCAAACCAGACGUGGGAAUAACACAAGGACAGUAGACAUUGUAGUGUUAGAAAGUUCUGCACAAUACUGCCCUCCAGAGAGAGUUGUGAACAAUAAAGGGGACUUCAGGUGGCCUAGAACAUUGGCAGGCAUCACAGCAUACCUGCUGUGUACACGUUAUUCUGCUGGCAGUGGGAUAUAUCCUGGCAGCUCACAAGAUGAGAGAAGAGCCUGGCGCAGAUGUGACAGGGGAGGGUACUGGGCAGAAGAGGACUACUCCAGGUGCCAGUAUGCAAAUGAUGUGACUAGAGUUCUUUAUAUGUUCAAUCAGAUGCCGCUGAACCUCACUAAUGCAGUGGCAACAGCAAGACAGCUCUUGGCUUACACUGUGGAAGCAGCAAAUUUUUCUGAUAAGAUGGAUGUGAUUUUUGUGGCUGAAAUGAUAGAGAAAUUCGGAAGAUUUGCUGAAAAAUAUAAAGAGCUUGGUGACGUGAUGGUAGACAUAGCAAGUAACAUCAUGUCAGCUGAUGAGCGUGUUCUGUGGAUGGCACAAAGGGAAGCCAAAGCUUGCACUAGAAUUGUACAGUGUUUACAGAAAAUUGCUGUGUAUCGGCUUGCAAAUGGAGCUCAAGUUUAUUCUACAUAUUCUCCAAAUAUUGCUCUUGAGGCUUAUGUAAUAAAGGCUGCUGGUUUCACCGGGAUGACGUGCACCGUAUUUCAGAAAGUGGCUACAUCAGACCGUACAGGACUCAGUGAUUACGGGAGAAGAGAUCCAGAUGGAAAUCUAGAUAAACAAUUAAGUUUUAAGUGCAAUGUUUCAAAUACACUGUCAAGUCUGGCUUUAAAGAACACAAUUGUAGAGGCGUCUAUCCAGUUGCCAGCUUCCCUUUUCAACCAAAAGCAAAAGAGAGAAAUCAGACCCGCAGAUGAAUCUGUCUACAAGCUUCAGCUUAUAGCGUUUCGCAAUGGAAAGCUUUUUCCAGCAACAGGAAAUUCAACAAAUCUGGCUGAUGAUGGGAAACGUCGUACAGUUGUAACACCAGUUAUUCUUACCAAGAUAGAUGGUUUAAACCUAGCCAGUCACCACGUUCCUAUAAAUGUGACACUGCGGCGCAUUGCGCAUGGAGCAGAUGCUGUUGCAGCUCAGUGGGACUUUGAUCUACUGAAUGGACAAGGAGGCUGGAAAUCUGAUGGUUGUCGCAUUCUUCUGUCCGAUGAAAAUAUUACUACCAUUCAGUGCUACUCCCUCAGCAACUAUGCUGUGUUAAUGGACUUGACGGGAGCUGAAUUAUAUACACAGCCAGCUGAUCUUUUGCAUCCAGUAAUUUAUGCUACUGCCAUGGUUUUGCUAAUGUGCCUCUUGAUGAUUAUAGUCAGUUACGUAUAUCAUCACAGUGUGAUCAGGAUCAGUGUAAAAAGCUGGCAUAUGCUUGUUAACCUGAGCUUUCAUAUUUUCCUGACAUGUGUGAUGUUUAUUGGAGGCAUAACUCAGACCAGGAAUGCCAGCAUUUGCCAAGCAGUUGGAAUAAUUCUGCAUUAUUCGACUCUAGCAACAGUAUUGUGGCUGGGAGUGACAUCUCGUAAUAUUUACAAGCAAGUAACCAAAAAAGCAAAGAGAUGUCAAGAUCCUGAUGAGCCACCUCCUCCACCCAGACCAAUGCUGAGGUUCUACCUUAUUGGUGGAGGGAUCCCUAUCAUAGUUUGUGGAAUAACAGCAGCAGCAAACAUCCGAAAUUACGGCAGCAGACCUAAUGCUCCUUAUUGCUGGAUGACUUGGGAACCAAGCUUAGGAGCAUUUUAUGGACCAGCUAGCUUUAUAAUUUUCAUAAACUGUAUGUAUUUUCUCAGCAUAUUCAUACAACUAAAGCGUCACCCUGAACGUAAAUAUGAACUCAAGGAACCCAUUGAGGAACAGCAGCGUCUGGCCACCAAUGAACACGGGGAAAUGGCACAUCAAGAUUCAUUGUCAGUGUCAUUAGUAUCCACAUCUGCUUUGGAGAACGAGCAUAGCUUUCAAGCACAACUGCUGGGAGUAGGCCUUACUUUGCUUUUGUAUGUCGUGCUGUGGAUUUUUGGAGCUCUAUCAGUCUCCCUGUAUUAUCCUAUGGACGUGAUCUUCAGCUGUUUUUUUGGGGCAACGUGUUUAAGCCUCGGUGCCUUUCUUAUGGUUCACCAUUGUAUUAACAGGGAAGAUGUCAAGCAUGCUUGGAUAACGACUUGCUGUCCCGGAAGGAGUACAUAUUCAGUGCAAGUAAAUGUUCAGCCCUCCAGUUCCAGUGGAACAAAUGGAGAGACCCCCAAGUGCACCAACAGUAGCGCAGAAUCUUCAUGUACAAAUAAAAGUGCAUCAAGCCUAAAAAAUUCUUCUCAAGGUUGUAAGCUAACUAACUUACAAGCUGCAGCAGCUCAGUGCCACCCUACUUCUCUGCCGUUGAACACAGGUCUGCAGCUUGAUAACAGUCUCACUGAACAUUCAGUGGAUAAUGAUAUCAAAAUGCAUGUAGCUCCCUUAGAGGUACAGUUUCGGACAAAUGGACACCCAAGUCGUCAUCAUAAGAACCGAAGCAAGGGACAUCGUGCUAGCAGGCUUGCAGUAUUGAGGGAAUAUGCAUAUGAUGUUCCCACGAGCGUGGAAGGAAGCGUGCAAAAUGGCUUAACUAAAAGUCGACAAAGCAACAGCGAAGGGCAUUCAAGAAGCCGAAGAGCCUAUUUGGCAUACAGAGAGCGUCAGUAUAACCAGUCCCAACAGGACAGCAGUGAUGCUUGCAGUACACUUCCAAAAAGUAGCAGAAAUACCGAAAAAACAAUAACUACCAACAACAAAAAAGAUAUUCUAAGGAAACCAAUAGCAGUUGAACUUGAAAACCAACAGAAAUCUUAUGGCUUAAAUUUAGCCGUUCAGAAUGGAUCGCUUAAAAGCAGUGGACAGGAUGGACCCUUGCUCACUGCAGACAGUACUGGUAAUAUUAGAACUGGGUUGUGGAAACACGAAACUACUGUGUAGCAUUAUAAUUCAUUGUGAGACGAAUCCAUAUGAACUGUGAUUAUACAUUCCUUAAAGCUAUUAACACUUUCAAAGGCGGUUUACAAACUCUAGGUACUUUAUGCAAGGAGGGAACAAAGAUAAUCUGCCAAGCAAAGAUUGUAUGCAUUAUUAUCCUUGCUGUUCUUACACAGACGAACAUUUGGUAUUCUGUGAAAUUUUUGAAGCAUCAGUCUUGAGAGAUGCAGAGCAUAACUUUUACAUUUUUAUAUUUUACCUGUAACUCUGCAGAUAUGUCCACAACACAUUUCAAAUUUGUAUUUAAAUGUAUAAUAAAUAGUAUUUUCCCCAGCAGCCUGAUGUUGCACUUAUUUGUUUGCUUGUUUUAAAGAUUAUUGCACUGAGUUUCAUCUUAAUUUUACUGCUUCAGUAACUGAAACUUUCGAGUUUGGUGUCUGAAAUAGACAAUGCUGAAUUGCAUAAGGCUUAGAAUUUGUUUGAAAUGAAGAAGCUACAUUCUAAAGAAGCUACAUUUUUAGUGUACAGGCAACUUGUUUGCUCCAAAAUCAUUGUCUUGUACGUGCUGCAGAAGUUACUUGUAUUUUUAGAUGGCUGAGGCACAGCGGUUUAGUUUCCUUGGUAAUACUUUUGGUUAAUACUCUAUUUUGUUCUCAUAAUUACUUGAGAAUUUUUUUUCAUUUUUUUUAAUCAUCUGUAAUCGAAGAUUUUCAGUGUUCACAGGCAGUAGGGGCUAAUUUACAAAGUUCAUCAGUACAUACCAAUGAAAAUGCCUUCAGUAAUAAUAGUGUGGAAGAAUUUUAGCAUGGGUGUUUUGAGAGGUCGUAAAGGGAUACCUGUUCAGACUUCGAUUAGUAGGCAAAGCCAGGGUCUUUGGGUUCAGUGUCACUAUACAAGCUGACUCUUGAGAGAGCAUUUUGAUUUGCAAGUCCACUUUUACUCACCUGUAUGUGACUACUGGCAGAAUAAUCUUCUCUUCUCCGAUACUAUGCAGCAUCUGUGUUUAAAAGAAAAGUUUCAGUAACCGAGCUAUAUUAAGAUUGCCAGUUUUAAAAUGUAAAUCCUUGCAGUAGAAAGAGUUAAACCAUGCAAUCUUUUACAAUAAUGUAAAUCCUGAAUAAUAAAAAGUUUUAUAUAAAUGUUGAAUAAUAAAAGUUGUAGUUGAAUUAAACUCAAAUUUAAAUUUAAUUGCAGUGUAAUUCCAAAAAUUGGUGUCAAGGUCAAAAUACUUUGUGAAAUGUAAUACUAUAGAAUAGAUUGUCAAUUAUGAAUAUAGCUUUCUAUAGUUAAAUUGGACAUUAGCUCAGUGUUAACAGGAUCGUAUUUUGUGUCAUCCUGCUGCUGAUAUGCAUUUAAGAUAGUUGCAGAGUAAUGCUUGGGGUUAUACCUGUUUCCAGUACUGAUACCUGUUUUACUAAAAUCAUGCGUAUUAAUAAUAGCAAAAAAUAGUUUGUAUAAUCUAGUACUGACAUCACAACUCAACUUCUAAGCAACAAAUAGAAUUGGAUUCUGUAUAUACUUGACUACUUGGUUACCUACUUCAGACUUGUCACUAGUGGGUAUUUUAGUUAAGUCUACCUGUUUGAAUACAGAAACAAGUCUGUUCUAAUGUUCUCAGUACUCAAAUGUUGUGUUAAAUUGUUUAUAAAGUGAGAACUCAUUCAUACAUGUUUAAUAUUGCUUGCCUGGUUUACUGCACCCUAUACUAAUUGGUCUGAACUAAUCUUGGAUUCAAUGUACAAACCUCUCCAGUAGGACAGGGUUGUUAGGAUCUGAGUUCUAUUUUUGCUUCUUGUAAGUAGCUGCCAUUUAAGAAUACUUAGAGCAACAUUUUGACAAGUGUAUGACUCAGUUUUGGUUGCUAUUCUAUUUUACUGGCUUCAAGAGAGGUAGCUUUUAGCUUGUAACCAGGCUUACAGCUACCAUAUGGAUAAGCGCUCACAUAAAUGAAUUUACAGGUAUUACUAAAGAAAAGAAUUUAAACUCUGUGUCCAAAUACAUGUGAAGUAUUUACAUUUUAAGUUGUUUGACAAGAUGGUCAUUGCUAAAAAAGCUGUUUGUGGGUUCUUUGUUGUAGGGAGUGUUCCCCUUGGUGGCAGAAAUAUAUUUUGGACCUGGAAGUCAAAACCAGUUACUUGAUCUCUUUCUAUUCCAAAUGCAACAGGUCUGUUUGUCUUGAUUUAGUAAUGGAUUGAAUGAAAACCGAAUUUCAGACACUAAGUGUAAGGGCGUGUGCUAAAAAAAGCACUUAUCUCUGAUCUGAAUUUGUAUAUUGCACAACUAGCAGCAAUAUAAUAAUUGGAGUUGCUUCAUACUGAGUUUGUAACCCUAAACCUAGAUACUUCUAGAUUAUAUUUCAUCACGAAUGUAUACCGUCCUGGUAUUUUUACAGUAACAGAUGUAUGUACUAAUGCAAAAGAUUUAAACCUAGUUUGUGUUUUCUUUAAAACCGUAGAUCUAGAAAAGUAUAUUCCACAUAUAUAAUGGAAAAAUGUCAAAACACCCUGGAGAUUUUCUCAUUAUCUGAGCAAGGUAUGAUACAGACUCAGGAUAAGAUCAGUUAUCCUUUAAAAUCUGCUUGCCCUUUCCUUUUAGUACUUGACACUUUUUUCACAGCUUUGGAGUGGAGCAUCAGUUUAGUCUUUCUUGAACCCGACCUUAAAAAUGCCUU
Molecule: messenger RNA, 6808 nt
Organism: Cuculus canorus (common cuckoo)
Lineage: Eukaryota; Metazoa; Chordata; Aves; Cuculiformes; Cuculidae
Gene: ADGRA3
Product: adhesion G protein-coupled receptor A3
Exons: 19
Coding region: 214-4140 (1308 amino acids)
Biological process (GO): cell surface receptor signaling pathway; G protein-coupled receptor signaling pathway
Cellular component (GO): external side of plasma membrane; plasma membrane
Molecular function (GO): G protein-coupled receptor activity; protein binding
Source: RefSeq, a predicted model, not a curated record